Messenger RNA from Arachis stenosperma, 335 nucleotides. RefSeq lists its product as uncharacterized. The record is from RefSeq and is a predicted model, not a curated record. The coding region runs from base 14 to 289 and encodes 91 amino acids. The transcript has 2 exons. NCBI's taxonomy places the organism in Eukaryota, Viridiplantae, Streptophyta, Magnoliopsida, Fabales, Fabaceae.
UAGAGAGUACUACAUGCGUGGACUUACUGCACUUUUGGUACCUUCAAAAUACAGAUUCAACCAAAUGUACCCGCUGAUGAAGAACGCAUCACAGGGUACAUUUGGGAGUUCAACACCUAAAAAACAAGAAAAGAAUGAAUCUUGUGGGGAAAUGGGGAUUGCUGCCAACAAGGACAUGGUUGAUCCAAUUGCCACCUUUAGCAGGCCUCCUCCACUCCCUCCUGUUAUAGGACCAUUGGUUCUUCUCACUCUGCUAGAUUCAUGGUGGAACCAUGAUGAUUCCAAUUGAUGGAUGAUAGGUAAUUAGGUACCCUCUACUAGUGCUUAAAUAGAUU